Vanrija pseudolonga is the source of this 2917-nucleotide messenger RNA. It is a transcript of the gene ARHGAP15, whose product is annotated as Rho GTPase-activating protein 15. Gene Ontology annotation, biological process: regulation of GTPase activity; signal transduction. The record is from RefSeq and is a predicted model, not a curated record. Lineage: Eukaryota; Fungi; Basidiomycota; Tremellomycetes; Trichosporonales; Trichosporonaceae. Gene Ontology annotation, cellular component: cytoplasm. Bases 579 to 2765 code for a protein of 728 amino acids. The transcript has 11 exons.
CGACGUUGCAUUCACACACAACCCUCUCUUGUCCCACACGGCACACACAUUACCUGUUCGUGUUCGUUGCAUCGACAAGGUAGUGGCGACUCAACCGACGGCCCACCUUUGAGCAACCCCCCAGCAGCAGGCCAGCAGCACCACUACUAGUCCCGCGUAUCAAAGCCGGGCAAGCCUCGAUCCCUUCCUCUCCCUCGUUCCCUUCCCUUGGCCCGCCGCCGCCGCCGGUUGCUCGUCCUCCUUUCUGCUCCUUCCUCGUCGUGCCCCGCCGCCAGCCGCCAGCCGCCCGCCAUCGCCGCCGCCGCCGCCGACUUCAUAUCGCGCGUCUCCUCCAUCCCUCCCACCCACCACCCAAACUCCCCAUUCAUUCCACCUUUUGCUGCUAGAGUGUCCGACUAGACCUUGUUCCCCACGCACGCUACGCAUCAACAAUCGUCCCACUGGAAUCCAACUCCCCAUUCCAUCUCGCGACACGACAAGUUGCUGCCAGCCAUUUGCGCACAACUACCCACACCACACACCCACCAAACGCCGAUCCAUCCGCCAGCGUUUACAACUCGUCUUCAUUGCCCUCGGUCAUGGCAAUGGAGACUUCUUACCACGACAACUACUCAGACCAGCAACGACCAGGCCACGAGACCGAGAACGGCUUUGGAUACAACAACAACAGCAACAGCCGCACCCGCGCCCACUACGGCAACAUCAACACUGCCGUAUCAAACACGUCCACCCAGCCAUCCACCAUGCAAGCUUCCUCGUCGUCGACGGUAUCGUCGGCGCCGUCCACCACGAUCCUAUCAACAACCUCGGACGCGCCGACCCUUACCAACAACGGUAUGAACAGACGUCUGUCAACAAGCUCGACGGCGCGUCUGGAUGGCAAGGACGGAGGCCCGCAGAUUGGCUUUGACGAGGGUAUCAUUCAAGGCCUCUGCGAUGUGGAUGGCCCUCUCGUUCUCUUGUCAGACAGGAUAAAGCAGUCGAUUGCAUCGUGCAAGCAAGUGGCCAGCUUCUUCCGUGCGCGCGCCGACGUCGAGGAGAAGUACGGACGCAGUCUGGUUGAGCUUGGCCGCAACUCGAACGAUCAGUACGCGCGUUCCGAGGGCAAAUCUGGAACAUUCUUGAGCGCGUACCAGCAGUCGCUCAAGGUCCAAGAGACGCUCGCUCAGAACCGACUGCGAUUCGCCGGUCGGUUGAACGAAAUGAACGAGGAGUUGCAGGCGUUGGCACGCGAGGGAGAGAAGCAACGCAAGCUGCACAAGGACAAUGGAACUCGCUACCAGAGCAUCCUGCAGGAAAGCGAGGCGGUCAUGGACAAGGCAAGUGACACGGCCGCCAAGGCGCGCUUUGACGCGACUGCAGAGGAGCUGGAACGCAUCCUCGUAGCCAAGGAAGGGGCGGACUUCCGUGAAGCCGGGAUGCUGGCUGGGAACCAGCAGCCUGGUCACAACGGCAAGAAAGCACUCGGCAACAAGGUCAAGCAGGGUCUGUUCAAGGCGAAGAACCCUGCUCAGCUGCAGCGUCACGAAGACGAUGUCCGAGCUCGCAUGUCGGCUGCCAGUGAAGCUUUCCGGAAAGCAGUGAUCGAGAGCCAGGCGCUGCGGGCGGAGUACUUCAACUUCCAGCUGCCCAAGGUGGUCAGGCUGCUCAAGGACUGUGCGGAUGAGCUCGACCUCGGCGUGCAGUACCACCUGACACGCUACGCGUUCAUGUACGAGUCGGCUGUUGUGACUGAGGGCACGACCUUGACACCAGUGACGGCGCCGGAUGAUGUUGGUCUCAAGAACAUCUUUGAGAGUAUCGACAACCGCACCGACUUCAAGACGUUCAUGCAGAACUACGCGGUUGCACGAAACACGCCCAAGGGACCGAGGAGAGAGGGCCUGUACGACGAGGGUUACGUCCCAACCCUGCCACCACAUGUUCAGGCGUCACAAAAUGCUCUGGCCGCGCAGAAUGCUCAGCAGAGGGAACAGCAGUCCCAGCAGGUGCAGCAGCCACUUCAGUCCCAAACAGCCAACGGCGCUGGUGCUACUGCUGCCGCAGUGAUCCCUCCAGUGGACCCGUACCAGCCUCUUACGGUCCCUGCCUCUUCAGGCGCGACCUUCGGCGUCGAACUGGGGGAGCAGCUUGCGCGUGACAGCACCGAGAUUCCCAAGGUGGUUACCAAGUGUGCCGAGGCGAUCGAGGCAUACGGCCUGGAUUCGAUGGGCAUCUACCGAUUGUCUGGAACGACGUCCAAGGUGCAGGCUUUGAAGGCAGCUCUUGACAAGGACGUCGAUGGCGUCAAUGUCAUGGACGAGCAGUGGAGUUCUGACAUCAACGUCAUUUCGAGUGCUCUCAAGUUGUGGUUCCGUGAAUUGCCCGAGCCGCUGCUCACGUACGGGCUGUACAACGGAUUUAUGGAGGCGGCGCGGUACGACAACGACAGAUUGCGGCACAUUCGCUUGCACGAGCAGGUCAACGAACUGCCCGACCCCAACUACGCGACGCUCAAGUACUUUAUGGGCCACUUGGACCGGGUGCGGCGCAAGGAGGGUGUCAACCAGAUGUCUGCGUCCAACCUGUCGAUCGUGUUUGGUCCCACGCUGCUUGGAGCACCACCAGAGGAGGGUGGGCUGAACCUGGAGCACAUGAACUACCAGUGCAAGGCCAUUGAAACGAUCCUGGAGAAGUACCAGGAGAUCUUUGUCGAGGAGGACGACGAUGGAGAGAAGGCAGGCGGUGCUGCCCCGGCGCCGGCGUCGGGCCAGGCGUCUGCAUGAGGAGUGCAAGAGAAGGAGUAGUAGCAGUAGUAGCUUGUCGCUGUAUUCCCUGUUCUGGCGCGGUCCCGACUACUACGCUGGCACCAAACAAACAACCCACGGCGCGGUGCUCAUGUAUACCUCGGCAGCUUAUGCAGAUUCCCUUUUAUUCA